Solea senegalensis (Senegalese sole) is the source of this 1622-nucleotide messenger RNA. RefSeq names its product protein kinase cGMP-dependent 2 (gene prkg2). The coding region runs from base 1 to 1578 and encodes 525 amino acids. Gene Ontology annotation, biological process: protein phosphorylation. Gene Ontology annotation, molecular function: cGMP-dependent protein kinase activity; ATP binding. Lineage: Eukaryota; Metazoa; Chordata; Actinopteri; Pleuronectiformes; Soleidae. The transcript is spliced from 15 exons. The record is from RefSeq and is a predicted model, not a curated record.
AUGAACGUGUUAUUGUUGUUAUUUUUUCCUUCAGCGGUGAGCAAAGUCAGGACGUGGGCGUUGGAUCGUGAGGUGUUUCAGAACAUUAUGAGGAGGACGGCAGAGACGCGACAAGAACAGCAUCGCAACUUCUUACGAAGCGUUCCUCUGCUGGAGAACCUUCCUGAGGAGAAGCUCAGUAAGAUGGUGGACUGUCUGGAGGUGGAGUACUACAAUAAAGGAGAGUACGUGAUUCGUGAGGGCGAGGAAGGCAGCACCUUCUUCAUUAUCGCUCAGGGAAAGGUGAAGGUGACACAGAUGAGUGACGCCCACACAGCACCACAGACCAUAAACACCCUGCAGAGAGGAGAUUAUUUUGGAGAGAAAGCUCUGAUCAGUGACGACGUCAGGUCAGCGAACAUCGUGGCAGAUGAGAACGGUGUCGAGUGUCUGGUCAUCGACAGAGAGACGUUUGAUCAGACGGUGGGAACGUUCCACGAGCUGCAGAAAUACCUGCAAGGUUACGUGGCAACGCUGGAGCGCGACGACAAGAAGAGACAUGGCAGGAAGUCGCUGUCUCGUCACCAGAGUCAGCCACUGUCUCCUGACGUGGUCCAGCUAAAGGACUUGGUGUCUGCAUUCCCGUCGUCUCGACCCUUCGACCUCCUGGACUCCGUCGCUACGCUCGGCGUUGGAGGUUUCGGACGUGUGGAACUGGUGAAGGUGAAGGACAAAGACGUGACCUUUGCACUGAAGGUCAUUAAGAAGAAACAUGUGGUGGACAACAGACAAGAAGAACACGUCCACUCAGAGAGGAAGAUCCUCGCUGAGGCUCGCUCACCGUUUGUCGUCAAACUCUAUCGCACGUUUAAAGACAAUAAAUAUGUGUACAUGCUGCUGGAGGCGUGUCUGGGCGGAGAGAUCUGGAGUCUGCUCAGAGACAGGGGCAGCUUUGAUGAAUCCACAUCUAAAUUCUGCGUGGCCUGCGUCACUGAAGCGUUUGAUUACCUUCAUCGUAAAGGAGUUCUCUACAGAGACCUGAAGCCUGAGAACCUGAUGCUGGACACAGACGGAUACAUUAAACUGGUCGACUUUGGUUUCGCUAAGAAGAUCAGAUGUGGACAGAAGACGUGGACCUUCUGUGGGACACCAGAGUACGUGGCUCCAGAGAUCAUCCUCAACCAAGGCCACAGCCUGAGUGUGGACUUCUGGUCUCUGGGCAUCCUGGUGUUUGAGCUGCUGACCGGCAGUCCUCCGUUCUGUGGCACUGACCAGAUGAUGACCUACACCUUCAUCCUGAAGGGCAUUGAGAAGAUGGACUUUCCCAGGAAGAUCACAAAGAGACCAGAGGACCUCAUACGAAAACUCUGCAGACCUAAUCCCUCAGAGCGACUGGGAAACCUGAAAAAUGGAAUAACAGACAUCAAGAAGCACAGGUGGUUUAAUGGUUUUAACUGGGAAGGACUGAAGGUGAGAACGUUAUCAUCUCCACUGAAGAGAGAGGUCUCUGGACCUACAGACCACAGGUACUUUGACUCUUAUGCUCCAGAUGAAGACAGUCCUCCUGACGAGUUCUCGGGCUGGGACGUGGACUUCUAAGUGUCACAUUGUUACUGGAACAGAGAAGAUCACACGUUUGAAAA